CACACUCAAAAGAAGUGCCUCGAAAAGGAAACGAGCAACAGGAGACAGUGAAGGGGAAGGAGGGGGAGCGACCAAUCGGACUAUCGGAGCAUCCAAUCCACCACCGGCCGCUCGCUGUUCAUCCGUUACACUAGCAGUAUAAAACAAAACCCUGUGCCUCUCCUUUGCCGGCGCGCAGUCCAGCGGCCUUUCCUUCCUUCCUUCCUGUCCGGUCGCGUUCCAUUGCUCACCCUCCUCCUCCAUUCUCCACUGGUAUCGUCGUUUCGUUCCAGAGAGCCGUGAAAGGCGUAAGGCGAAACGAAGCGCGAGGGGCAGGAUGCCGUAGGUGGCGACCGUUUGUGCCGCUCCGAUCGUCGGGAGGUCGGCGCCUGAGGAGGCCGUGCUUUGAGUUCGACUGGAGGAGAGCCUUGGCGCCGGUCGUUACGGCAAGUGGCGCCGUCGCCUUCUACGCAACUUUGCCAGGUCAGCGCAGCCUCACGUCGUCGUCGACGAUUCAGGCCCGAAUACUUCCGCCAGCUGCUGAAGCCCGUUGCCGCACGCCUUCCGAGCAACCUCAAACCCGAACCAAACUAACCGAAACGCAAUUUUUGGAUUCAGUUCCUAGCAAUCCAAACACAAACACAGCCAGGGAUCAAGCAACACGACUCGAGUGGUCCAAUGCAGGGAGACCCCGGUUACGGGUACGGUGGCUACGGCGCCGGCGCCGGCGGCUACGGCUACGACUACGACGUCGCCGCCAACUGCGCCGGAGGCGGCUACUACUCGGCGGCGAACGACCGGUACCCUGCCGCGCCUCCGCCUGCUGCAGCCUAUGAGGAUCCGCUCGGUGGUCGGAGGCAGCACGACUUCCCGGCGCCGCUCACGGGGCUGGAGUUCCAGCCGUCGGACACCUGUCCCAAGAACUACGUCAUCUUCGACCAGACGUACGACCGGAGCCGGGUGAUGUUCCACCCCUCCCUGGCCAACAACUUCGGUUCCUCUGCCGGCGGAUACGACUACGGCAACCACUGCUACGGCUACGACCAGACCUACCCCGGCGAGAGCGCCUACCACGGCUGCGGCGACGACGCCGGCGCCGGCGCCGGCGGCGUCUCGGUCCGGCAGAAGGAGGACACCGACGAGAUCGACGCGCUCAUGAGCACGGAGGAAGGCGACGAAGAGGACGACGUGCUCAGCACCGGCCGCACACCCGGAUGCCGCGCCGGCGGCUCCCCGGAUUCCACGUGCUCAUCCGGCGGGUACGCUGGGAACAGCAGCGGCGGCCGGAAGCACGAGACGGGCGGCGGUGAGAAGAAGAAGGAGCGGAUGAAGAAGAUGGUGCGGACGCUCAAGGGGAUCAUCCCCGGUGGCGACCGGAUGGACACGCCGGCCGUGCUCGACGAGGCCGUGAGGUACCUCAAGUCGCUCAAGGUGGAGGUCAAGAAGGCCGGCGCGCGUGGGUCAAGCAGCUAGCUUUCCAGCUGCAACUGGUAGUCUGGCUUUGGGCUUUGGCAGUCGAAAUAGGAGUUAUCUCCCCGCGCACCGGCAGAUAAGAUGAGACCGACCGCCUCUCAUUUUGAUUUUGGCAUCAGAUGCCAUUCUGUGUAUCUGACUACUACCUAGCUUGGCCGCUGGGCCUCCCAACUCAACGGCGUCUGCGAGAAGAUGGUCAAGGAGGCCAACGGUGGGCAGGCUUGGACGCGGUCAUCCAUGAGUGGUUCCGACAGUGGUGGUAAUGGAUUGGAAUCUUAAACC
This is a messenger RNA of Zea mays, 1734 nucleotides long. RefSeq lists its product as uncharacterized. Bases 658 to 1452 code for a protein of 264 amino acids. NCBI's taxonomy places the organism in Eukaryota, Viridiplantae, Streptophyta, Magnoliopsida, Poales, Poaceae. The record is from RefSeq and is marked validated. Gene Ontology annotation, molecular function: protein dimerization activity. The transcript is spliced from 3 exons.